AUGAUUCAUAAGUGCCUGCCCUGUUUUCGUGCAAAACCUCGUCUAGCUAAUCACGAUCCCGGUCUCUUGCCUGAAUAUCGCGUCACAGCUGCGCGGCCUUUCCUUAAAACCGGAGUAGAUUAUUGCGGUCCGUUAUAUAUAAAAGAAAGACGACUUCGUAAUCGCAGCAAACUCAAGGUCUAUGUAGCCAGCUAUGUAUGCAUGUCCACGAAGGCUGUACACCUAGAGCUGGUUUCCGAUCUUACCACGGAAGCUUUUCUCGCCAGUCUCAAGCGCCUGUUUUCUAGAAGGGGAAAGUCUAUUAAAAUUUUUUCCGAUAAUGCAACCAAUUUUGUAGGUGCUGACCGAGAGUUACAAGCACUAUUCGAAUCAGCUGAGCACCAAACUCUCCUUAAACAGUAUCUCGGUACUGAAGGGAUUGCUUGGCAUUUUAUACCUCCUAGAUCUCCUCAUUUUGGAGGGCUCUGGGAAGCCGUGGUUAAAUCUUUUAAAAGACAUUUAAUUCGAACUGUUGGAGAUACCUUAUUGACAUACGAGCAGUUAGAGACGUAUAUAAUCGUAAUAGAAGCGAUAUUAAACUCUCGUCCUUUAUCCCCUAUGUCCUCUGAUCCCAAUGAUCUUUUACCCCUGACCACUGGUCACUUCCUUACUGGUGGUUCAUUGACUGGCUAUCCGGAGAUCGACUUCUCCAGCACUUCAUCCAAUCGCCUGUCUGCCUGGCAGCAUGCACAAAAAUUAAAGCAGCAUUUUUGGGAACGCUGGCAUAAAGAGUAUUUGAACAACGUAAUCAGCUCACAUCACCGAUCUGGAAAUGACAGUCAACUGAAGGUGGGAAUGUUGGUGAUGAUCCUCGAGGACAACCUACCACCCCUGGCCUGGUCCAUAGGUAGAAUUACUGCCAUUCAUCCAGGAGAAGAUGGCAUCGUACGUGUGGUAACUUUGAAGACUAAGAAUGGCGAGUACAAGCGUUGUACUAAGAAGUUAUGCCCUUUGCCCCUGGAGUAA
This is a messenger RNA of Microplitis demolitor, 1005 nucleotides long. RefSeq lists its product as uncharacterized. Gene Ontology annotation, molecular function: nucleic acid binding. The record is from RefSeq and is a predicted model, not a curated record. The coding region runs from base 1 to 1005 and encodes 334 amino acids. The transcript has a single exon. NCBI's taxonomy places the organism in Eukaryota, Metazoa, Arthropoda, Insecta, Hymenoptera, Braconidae. Gene Ontology annotation, biological process: DNA integration.